AUGACGCACUUUUCCCAGGCCUGGGACAACCCCCUCUUUACCAAGCAGCAGCUGAACACAUUUAUGACUCUGGUAGAACCACUCAGGGCAAAUGGCGUGAAGGUGCAUGUCGCCAGCUCCGCCGCCAUCAUCGGAGGAUUGGGGACACAGCUGGACUUCAUCAGACCCGGGAUCUGCAUGUACGGGCUUCCUCCAGAACCAAUCACGGAGACUGCUGAGUUGGUGGAGUCUCUGGGACUGAGACCCGUUCUCUCGCGGCGAGCUCGCCCCACCCUCAUCAAGCAACUGCCCCAGGGGAGGGUCGUGGGAUAUGACAACACCUACGUGACUCGGGCUACAGAGACCAUUGCAACCUUCAGUCUGGGCUAUGCAGAUGGGUACAACAGGCUGUUGUCGAACAGAGGUGUGGUGUCUCUGGAUGAAGAUGGUCCCCAACUUCCGGUUGUUGGGAGAGUGUCCAUGGACGCCAUCACAGUCCGCUUGGAUGAACCAAAGCCUUCGUCCACAACGUUCAACAUCAUCACUGACGACUUCACCUUCCCCAACAGCGUGACAAAGAUGGCUGCUACUCUCGGCACAAUCCCUCACGAGGUGACGACAAGUCUAGCUGCCAGACUACCUCGCGUGUUUUUGUCUGGCGGACAUGUUGUAGCUGUCACGAAAUCCUUGGUGACAGACGAGAGAUGA
Molecule: messenger RNA, 687 nt
Organism: Haliotis rubra (blacklip abalone)
Lineage: Eukaryota; Metazoa; Mollusca; Gastropoda; Lepetellida; Haliotidae
Product: alanine racemase-like
Exons: 5
Coding region: 1-687 (228 amino acids)
Biological process (GO): D-alanine biosynthetic process
Cellular component (GO): cytosol
Molecular function (GO): pyridoxal phosphate binding; alanine racemase activity
Source: RefSeq, a predicted model, not a curated record